AAUUACAUUAUGCCACUUUUAGAAUAAUUAUGGCAAAUCUCAAGUGACGACCCAAAUCUAAUCUCAAGUAUCCAAUAAUUCUCUCUCUCUCUCUAACAGAUUAGCACUAUCUCACAAUCUGAGGGGUUUCGGGUUUUGGGUUUUGGAUCUGAAUCUGAUAGGAAUAGUUGAAAACAAUGGAGGACUUGAAAUCAGCUAUGGAGCAGCACAUGGAACAAAUGGCGGAUCUCGUUCAGAAAUUCUCCGCCGAGCUCCGCACUGGUUUGCGUCCAGCCUACGACAACUUUAUUGGGUUCUUCCACGCCAUUGAUUGGAAGGAACCUUGGUUAAUGGGCUUAAUGGGGUUUCAUGUUGUAUUGUUGCUGUUAACGAUCUUCUCAAGGAAGAAUGUCAACUUCCAGAUGUGCUUGUUCCUUCUUGCAUUGGCUGGUGUAUAUUUUGCUGAGAAUUUCAAUAGAUUACUGAGUGAAAACUGGAAGAGCUUUGCUGGCCAAAAUUAUUUUGAUCCAAGUGGAGUUUUUCUCUCAGCAUUAUGGUCUGGUCCUCUUCUGGUCAUUGCAAUCCUAAUUUUGGUAAACACACUCUUUUCCUUAUGUUACCUGAUUGUUAGAUGGAAAAAAGCUGAACUCAGACAUCGCGCAAGAGUUGCUCGUAAGCAGGAUUGAUUUCCUGUUGCUUUAUUGCUGAUUGAAGUACCCUCCACUCUUAAUUUGUGAUGUACAUCCAAUAGGGUUUCCCUGUUGUAAUAGGAUCCAUAGCAGCAUCUUUAAAUUCAAGAGUUGCUUUACUUUGGGUUACGCUUUUGCUUUCCAAGUUUUGAACUGUGUAAAAAUGCCCACAAACCUUGUAUACCAUUUUGUUUCCUUUGUUAUAGCAUUUUCUUGAUUUAAUUCAGCGUUUUAUACUAGUGAGCACAUUCAUGAGCCAUGUACUUGUCAUUGUUGCUGCGGCUGUUGUAUCUAGACUUGAAGGCGAUCUAUUUUGGUCUGUAUGCUGUUUUGGGUAGUAUUUUUUAAUAAGCCAAAGUUUCGUGUUUUCGUUUUAA
Molecule: messenger RNA, 1045 nt
Organism: Quercus robur (English oak)
Lineage: Eukaryota; Viridiplantae; Streptophyta; Magnoliopsida; Fagales; Fagaceae
Exons: 4
Coding region: 177-665 (162 amino acids)
Cellular component (GO): nuclear membrane
Source: RefSeq, a predicted model, not a curated record